ACUCACUCAAAACCAGAAAGCUUCAAGAGCUCAACAAUGGCGGCUAAGAACCAUUUCAGCCUUCUUCUUCUCCUCCUUUUGCAGCUGUUUUAUUCAGGGUCAAUUUUAAAAAAUUGUAAAACAGGAAGGGCCGAACUGCAAAUGAAUUAUUAUGCAAAAAGUUGCCCAAAAGCUGAAGAAAUUAUAAAACAGCAAGUUACUGAGCUCUACUAUGAACAUGGAAACACAGCCGUUUCGUGGCUUAGAAACCUCUUCCAUGAUUGCGUUGUUCAGUCUUGUGAUGCAUCUCUAUUGUUGGAGACGACUGUGGGUGUGGAAUCAGAGAAAGAUUCAGACAGAAGUUUUGGGAUGAGAAACUUCAAAUACGUAAAUAAAAUCAAAUCUGCCGUUGAAAAUGCAUGCCCUCAGACUGUUUCUUGCGCUGAUAUUGUUGCACUAUCGGCUAGAGAUGGCAUCGUUAUGUUGAAAGGACCGCAUAUCGACCUGAAAACGGGAAGAAGAGAUAGCAAAAUGAGCUAUUCGAAUCUUGUUGAAGAGUUGGUCCCAAAGCAUAAUGAAUCUCUUGUGAAUGUUCUCUCGAGGUUUAAGUCCAUCGGCAUUGACACGGAGGCAACAGUUGCCCUUUUAGGAGCUCAUUCGGUAGGUCGAGUUCACUGCGUGAACUUAGUGGAGAGGUUGUACCCAACCGUCGACCGAACCAUUGAUCCAAAUUACGCACAAUACCUAAAAGUCCGAUGCCCGACACCGAAUCCCGACCCAGAAGCGGUGUUGUAUUCGAGAAACGACCGUGAAACUCCAAUGAUUUUAGACAAUAUGUACUAUAGAAAUGUUCUUGAACACAAGGGGUUGUUGAUCGUGGACCAAGAAUUGGUUUCCAACCCUCUUACUCUUCCAUAUGUCAAGAAAUUUGCCGCCGACAUCAAAUAUUUUCACGACCAAUUUUCUAGGGGAAUUCGUUUGUUGUCAGAGAAUAAUCCGCUCACUGCCAAUCAAGGUGAGAUUAGGAAAGAUUGUCGCUAUGUUAAUUAAAGCUACGAAACUCAAUUAACGUAAUUGAGUUUGUCCCAUGUUGUGUGUCGUGGUCAUUCUAAAAUACGAAUGAUUACGACUGUCAUGUGUAUCGUUCAUCUUUUCUCCUAACCCAAAUUGGAUUCUUGAUAUUCCAAAA
This is a messenger RNA of Cucurbita maxima (winter squash), 1168 nucleotides long. RefSeq names its product peroxidase 21-like. The transcript is spliced from 5 exons. Gene Ontology annotation, molecular function: heme binding; peroxidase activity. NCBI's taxonomy places the organism in Eukaryota, Viridiplantae, Streptophyta, Magnoliopsida, Cucurbitales, Cucurbitaceae. Gene Ontology annotation, biological process: response to oxidative stress; hydrogen peroxide catabolic process. The coding region runs from base 37 to 1029 and encodes 330 amino acids. The record is from RefSeq and is a predicted model, not a curated record.